Telopea speciosissima is the source of this 1598-nucleotide messenger RNA. Its product is annotated as cysteine desulfurase 1, chloroplastic. The transcript is spliced from 10 exons. NCBI's taxonomy places the organism in Eukaryota, Viridiplantae, Streptophyta, Magnoliopsida, Proteales, Proteaceae. The record is from RefSeq and is a predicted model, not a curated record. The coding region runs from base 74 to 1438 and encodes 454 amino acids. Gene Ontology annotation, molecular function: pyridoxal phosphate binding; cysteine desulfurase activity.
ACCUCUGCAGCAAUCCUUUUUAUCCAUUAACCAGGGGAGGUCUCCUGUGUGUACUUCUCCUUCCUUGCGGUCGAUGGAAGGCGUCGCUAUGAAACUCCCUUGUUUGAAUGUUUUAAACCAUAAGCCCGUCGUUCAAAGCUUUGCAACCGUUCCUUUAGGGUUUCGAAGAUUUUCUUCUUCUGCAAUCACCGCCGCUCCGGUAUCCGCUUCGCUCGGACACUUUGUUAGACAAGAUUUUCCGAUUCUCCAUCAGGAGGUAAAUGGAUCAAGCCUUGUUUACCUGGACAAUGCUGCGACUUCACAAAAACCAACUGCCGUUUUGAAUGCUUUGCAGAACUAUUAUCAAAACUACAAUUCAAAUGUGCACCGUGCGAUCCAUUUCUUGAGUGCGAAGGCUACAGAUGAAUAUGAAUUAGCAAGGAAAAAGGUGGCAAAUUUUGUUAAUGCAUCAGUACCCCAAGAGAUUGUCUUUACACGGAAUGCUACUGAAGCGAUAAAUCUUGUAGCCCACUCUUGGGGUCGUUCGAAUGUAAAAUCAGGGGAUGAGAUUGUACUCACAGUUGCUGAACAUCACAGCGCUAUAGUUCCUUGGCAAAUUUUGGCUCAAGAAACUGGUGCUGUUUUGAAGUUUGUUGGCUUGACAGAAGAAGAGGUUCCUGAUAUUGAGAAGAUGGAAGAAAUGCUUUCAAAGAAGACAAAACUUGUCGUCGUCCACCAUGUCUCGAACACCCUUGGUUCUGUUCUUCCUAUUGAUGAAAUCACAAUUUGGGCUCAUAAUGUUGGGGCAAAAGUUCUUGUAGAUGCUUGUCAAAGUGUUCCACACAUGGUGGUUGAUGUGCAGAAUUUAAAUGUUGAUUUCCUUGUUGCAUCUUCACACAAGAUGUGUGGGCCUACAGGCAUUGGAUUCUUGUACGGUAAAGGCGAACUCUUGUCAAAGAUGGAUCCUUUCUUAGGUGGUGGUGAAAUGAUUGUUGAUGUGUUUCUGGACCACUCUACCUAUGCAGACCCUCCUUCCAGAUUUGAAGCUGGAACACCUGCAAUCGGAGAAGCCAUAGGGCUUGGUGCAGCAAUUGAUUAUUUGUCUGGGAUUGGCAUGCAACAUAUCCAUGAUUAUGAGACCGAGUUGGCCAAGUAUCUGUACGAAAAUCUCUGUUCCAUCCCUGGUAUCCGCAUCUAUGGUCCUAUGCCUUCACAAACUGUCCACCGUGCUGCUCUUUGUUCAUUCAAUGUUGAGAAUAUUCACCCAACGGAUAUCGCAACUAUUCUUGAUCAGCAGCAUGGGGUGGCCAUCCGAUCAGGUCAUCAUUGUGCUCAGCCUCUUCACCGUCAUUUGGGAGUCAAUGCAAGUGCUCGUGCAAGCCUUUAUUUCUACAAUACCAAAGAAGAAAUUGACAUAUUUAUUCAAGCUCUGAAAGAAACCAUCAGCUUCUUCUCUUGAAAGGUAGUUUCUUUCACUUUUUCACUUGUAUAGUCUGUUUAAGAUAUCCUUCAAAACUAUUUAUAUUUAAGAUAGGAAGCAGUUGUAUAUUGAUUAUUCUUGCCACGUGUUGGCAAUGUAUUUUUUUAAAACUUUUCUCCGCAGUAAGAGAUUCUUGUAA